CCUCCUCUCUCACGCUCGGGUCACUCACUACUCACUCCUUUUGCUCCGUACCCUCCUCCCUUUUCCUCAAAAACAAAAAUCCCCUCCCCUCCGCCUCCGCCUCCGCCUAUUCUUCUUCUUCUCCUCCCUUUCCUCUAGCAAGUUCAGUUUCCAUUCCCGUAUGCAACCUCAGUAGCUCCUCCUCCUUCUCCAUACCAGAAGAAGGCAAAAAAAAAAAAAGAAAUGGGCAAGUAUAUGAGAAAAGCUAAAAUCACAGCCGACGUGGCGGUCAUGGAGGUCUCCCAGUCCACCCUUGGCGUCCGCACCCGUGCCAAAACCUUAGCUCUCCAACGCCUUCAAUCCUCCUCCUCCACCACUCCACCCUCACCCUCCUCUAACUUCCCUGACUCCUCCUGUUACCUUCAGCUCCGUUCUCGCCGACUCGAAAAACCCUCGCUUUUAAGGCCCCAACCCCACAGACAACCCAUUCCUCCUCCAAAGGACGCUUCCCCAACACAAUCCCAACCCCGACCUGGCUCUACCUCCAAUUCCAGGCUCAGAGUCACCAAUUCUGCCCAUUCGGGCUCCCUCGGGUCGGACCCCGUUACCCGAACCAAAAACCUGCAAGAGGGUUGCUUCUUGGUAAGCAGAGUAGCUGAGCAAGUAGGGCUGGACUUUGAUUUGGGUGUAGAGGCUUCAUUUGGAGAAAACAAUUUGGAUUUUGAACCCAGAGAAAGCAGGAGCACCCGGGAAAGCACACCUUGUAGCUUGAUAAGGGGUGUGGAUGUGGCCACCCCUGGAUCUUCGACUAGGCAGAAGUCUGCAAAUGCAGUGAAUCGAAGAGGUGCUAUUCUCGACAAUGUCCCUUCAGCGUCUGAGAUAGAGGAAUUUUUUGCCAGUGCUGAUCAGUGCCAGCGGCGACAGUUUAUUGAGAAGUAUAACUUUGAUGUUGUGAAUGAUUUCCCCCUUCCGGGACGUUAUGAAUGGGUGAAAGUGAGCCGUUAAGCAGGAUGCAUGCCUGAAAGCAGCAGCGGCAAUAAACGAAGAAGCUAAACUCAACCUUGAUUCGUCGGGUGAAAGGGGUAGCGACCCUGCCAAAGCAAAUGUAUAUCGUCCUACGAAAAUACUAUAGGGUAUAAGACGUGCUAGUAUCCCCACUAUUCCUUUGUCCCUCCAGCCCUCUGCCAGUUGGGUGGGCCAGUGGCAGGGCCAGAGUAGGGGUGGUGGGCCGGCAUUGUGCGGUGUAUGCUAAAUGAAUAGUGUCAAAUUUGGGUCUGAAGCAGAGCCGUACGUGUACAGGGGAAGCGAGCAAUGAAGGCUGGUGCUCCUUUAAAUCAGUGAAGAUGACAAGUUGCUUCUUUGGACUGCCAUGAUGAAAGAUGCAAAGGGCGGAUCUAUGUACGCAUGAAUCGAGAAAAAAGGAAAAAAUUACAUGGGCUUUCAGGCACUGACUUGUGUCAGAACUUUCAAUGUCAGUGUGGAGCCAUGGAGUAGUAUGUGGAUUCUUGAAUUGUACUAAUUCGUUUGUCUUUAUACUCCUGCUGCUGCUGCUGGUGACUUCAGAGUCCUGACUCCUGAGGAGUCCUGAACUUGCGGUAAUAAAGCUGCUGAGUAAUCGGUUUGCAUUUAAUGAACGCGCAAAAAGUUCUUGCCUCUUGUGGGAUAAAACCCAAAUGAUAAUCCAAAAAUUUUGCCCCCUGUUAGUGUUUAUGUAUGAUGAUGUACGUACACAUGUGACAUUAUUGUACUGCACUGCUCCCACGGAGUAUUUUGGCGUCACGCAGUACAAGCAAUGGAACGUGUGGUUUUAAUGCCCAGAUCAAGGUUCAACAAUCAGCAGAUGGCUACAUUAAUAGAGGACAUUAGAUCAAUCUGCACUUUGUUUCAUCAGUGCUCCAUUUUUUUUGUCAACUCUAGGAAA
Coffea eugenioides is the source of this 1900-nucleotide messenger RNA. Its product is annotated as cyclin-dependent kinase inhibitor 3-like. Bases 223 to 984 code for a protein of 253 amino acids. Gene Ontology annotation, molecular function: cyclin-dependent protein serine/threonine kinase inhibitor activity. The transcript is spliced from 4 exons. Gene Ontology annotation, cellular component: nucleus. The record is from RefSeq and is a predicted model, not a curated record. Gene Ontology annotation, biological process: negative regulation of cyclin-dependent protein serine/threonine kinase activity. Lineage: Eukaryota; Viridiplantae; Streptophyta; Magnoliopsida; Gentianales; Rubiaceae.